AUGAAGUCCUUCAGCAUCCUCGCAACCGUCCUGGCCGCCGUCGCCUCUGCUAGCCCCAUUGGCAAGCGCGCCGUCUUCGCUGACACCACCUUCAACGACAUCUCCAUCUCGGGAGGCACCGCUGGCAACGCUCAGGCUGAGGCCGAGCAGGCGCUGUCUGGCCUCCCUGCCGACCUGAGCACGGUUGAGCAGUCGGAUCUCGACUUCCUCAACUCGGUGAACCAGGUUGCAAACGAUGCUGAGAAGGAGGCUUUCAACCCUGCCAUUGAGGCGGCGACCGGAGCCGAGGCCGACUCCCUUCAGAUCGGCAAGAUCAAGAACAAGGUCCUCAAGCUGACCGCGACCAUCAAGAAGCUGGAGGCUCAGGCCGCGCAAGGAGAGGAUGUCGCCGACAAGCUUGCCGAGGAGCAGAAGAAGCUCGACAACAACAUCUCCCAGGACGAGGCUGAGGCUGGAAACGCCUCGACCAACGUUCAGUUCGACGGUGCCAUCACGGCUGCUUAG
Molecule: messenger RNA, 504 nt
Organism: Diaporthe citri
Lineage: Eukaryota; Fungi; Ascomycota; Sordariomycetes; Diaporthales; Diaporthaceae
Exons: 2
Coding region: 1-504 (167 amino acids)
Source: RefSeq, a predicted model, not a curated record